UUUACUGAACCAGGAAUCCAGCAAAGCCAGAAAGAACCAAGAAGAAUACACAAUGUCUCGAUCUUUUUAUGUUGAUUCCUUGAUCAUCAAAGACUCUUCAGUAAGACCAUCUCCCGUCUUGAACGACCACGGCCAAGACUUUCUAAUUCCUAUUAGCGUUCAUUCACCAACAAUGAUGUCCGUUUCUGGUCCCGUCUGUCCGUCCAGAAAGACGGGUACUUUCUGCGUCUGCCCCCUCUGUGUCACGUCCCAUAUUCACUCAUCUCGAAGUGGGAUCCCACUGCUGAAAAGCCAGUUCCCAAAUGGAGAUCCACAAUACUGUCAACGAAUUAACCAGCAGUCAAACCCUGGGCUCGGGCAUCCACCUGUUUGCACACCUACUUACAGCGUAACAGACCCUAGAAGAUAUCACUGUCUUUCCGUGGGUCCUGAAAGCAACAGUCACUUACAAAACGGCAAGCGGAUGAGAACAGCCUUUACGAGCACACAACUCUUAGAGCUCGAGAGGGAGUUCGCCUCAAACAUGUAUCUGUCGAGGCUUCGCAGGAUUGAAAUUGCUACUUACCUGAACCUAUCCGAGAAGCAGGUGAAGAUCUGGUUCCAGAACCGGCGCGUCAAGCACAAAAAAGAGGGCAAAGGGACCCCGCGGAACGCGCACAGCAUUUGUAAAUGUAGCAGCCAAGGUCACUGUCUGCGCUCCGAGGACGAGGAAUCCCUCUCACCGAUAUCAUCUGGCAAAGAAGACAAAGAUAUGUCACCCGCAUAGUCAUCAGGAACAGAACUGCAACGUUUUAGAGUUUACAGCCAUUUGCAGUUCUACAUCCCUUCGACGUACCUAUCUCCUCAUUCGUUUAGCAUUUAAAAGAAAUCCGAAGUCGAGUUGUAUUUGCCUGCUCGCCCUGCUAGCAUGAAUAGAUCCAUUGUAGAAUUGUACUAGGAUGGAACACGCAACCGUCCUAUGAGCACUGUUUUCAUAAGUGCAAGUACUUUAGUUGAAGUGCUGCCGUUUGAGGCUAACAUGAUUUGUCUGAAUCAUUCAGGGUUUCUUUUCUCCAAAUGGUGAAGUAAUAUUCAUGCACUGGCUUUUUUGAAAAUCCAA
Molecule: messenger RNA, 1099 nt
Organism: Mobula hypostoma (lesser devil ray)
Lineage: Eukaryota; Metazoa; Chordata; Chondrichthyes; Myliobatiformes; Myliobatidae
Gene: gsx2
Product: GS homeobox 2
Exons: 2
Coding region: 53-766 (237 amino acids)
Biological process (GO): regulation of DNA-templated transcription
Cellular component (GO): nucleus
Molecular function (GO): DNA-binding transcription factor activity, RNA polymerase II-specific; sequence-specific double-stranded DNA binding
Source: RefSeq, a predicted model, not a curated record